GACACCGGCUCGUUACAAGACGAAAGCCACACUCAGCCUUUAUAAAUGAAUAUCCUGUAUGAGAAUUUUGCGGUUUUAAGUUUUAAAAAAAUAUUCCUGCGAUUAACAUGUCGCUUAACGAUGGAUUUUAUCCCAGUAAAGGAAAGCAUCGCUCUGUGCCGGAUUAUCAAAAGAUCAAGCAAUGCGACCUGGAACAGCUCUUUGAAAAAAAGUUUCGGUACCAAAAACCUUCAGGAACAAACAAAUGGACCUUGCCAUCGUCGGACCAACCACUUUUCUCCGAUUUUUACCAGUUCGAUGCUCUCCAGGGACUCCGGACACAGCUGAAUGCUGUAAAGAGUCGGCUUAAUGAUUACAGCACCCAGGAGUGGAGUGCUCAUACCAAUCGCCGCGAUCCCUCCGGAGAAGUGACCUGGCGCCUGAAGAACGAAACGAAGGCGGAGUUCGUUACCGUGGCUUGGUGCAAGUUCUUCGAGUGUCUUCAUCGCUAUCCGCUAAUCAAGAGUCCUGUGAUCAACACCCUUCAUUUAUGCGAGGCUCCUGGAGCAUUUAUAGCUUCCCUGAACCACUACCUGCAUAGUACCUACAAAGAGGAUGAGAUCCAAUGGCGCUGGCGCUCUACGACUUUAAAUCCCUACUACGAGGGCAAUGCUCUCAACGAGAUGGUAACCGAUGAUCGUUUUAUAUUCCAUACCCUGGACAACUGGCUCUUCCACAAGGAUCUUACUGGCAAUUUGCUUAAUGUGACGAAUAUCGAAAGUAUGGCUGCAAGGUGUGCCGCAGAUUUCCAAGGCAAAGUGGAUCUGAUCACCGCUGACGGCUCCAUAGACUGCGCUGCACAGCCGGACUGUCAGGAGGAGAUCGUGGUACGACUCUUCUUUGCCGAGGUAUUCAGUGCCUUGAAGAUUCUGUCACCUGGCGGUAAUUUUGUGGUUAAGAUGUUCACUCUGUUCGAGGCCUGCAGCGUGUCGCUCUUGUACAUGCUGAAUUGCAUCUUCCAUCAGGUCCACAUAUUCAAGCCUGCAACAUCCAAGCGAGGAAACUCCGAGGUUUAUGUGAUAUGUCUGGAUUAUCUAAAGGACACCCCCGGCUUGAGUCGCAUUCUGGAGGCAAUUCAAGCAAAGCUAGACCAACCGAAUGAUACCAUGGUGAUUCCAAUAUUUGCCAGAUCUCAUAUUCCCCAAGACUUUCUCAUGCAGCACGAGAUUGCAUGCCGGCUGUAUACGAAGAUGCAAUCGGAUGCCAUCGAGGGAAGUAUCUACUCCUUUGAAUCGAAUGAUCGCCAUUAUAUGCGCCACUUGCACCACCUUCGCGGCCUCGUCUCAGAUACGUACUAUCAUCGGUACAAGGUAAAAGUUUUGGAGGACAGACUGUGCCUGGUGAACAAAGAAGCCACGAACAAAGCGCUUGGCUUCUUCGUACCGGUAUACGGUGGAUCUUACACCGAACGGGAGAACCUGAAACACGGUGAUCUUCUCAAGCAGAUCUACUGCCUGCGACGGGAGUUUAACCAAUUGGAAAAGUGCCUCAGUGGCGCGACAACUUCUAAUUAUGUUAAGGACGGAGCAAAGGUUUUGAAGCUCCGCGUAGCUAGAGGAGCUCCGGUGAAAAGCCUGCAGAGCAGCAUGUUUGCUUCGGAGCCAAUUCUCCUACUGCGUCUCCGCAUUCUUGACAUAUUUGAUAUGGAUCCAAUUUGGCAGACGGCUCCCAAAUGUCAUUUAGACGACAAGGUACUCAACUAUCUCCCACCCUCCGAAAAUGAGACCUAUCAUGCCGCUCAGCGGAAAUUCUUCAUUGAUCUCUUGGAGCUUAUCGACGAGAACCGUCCUCAGAGCAUUGUAUUCCACAAGUUCCUGUUCCUCACCCAUUAUUCAGCUUCUGUGCUCUUAUUUUUAAUGCAAACCGUUUACCAGGAAUCCAAUUUCGAAAGCAAGUCGUCGCAGACUCUAACCCUAAGUAAAAUAAGUACCACCGAUAGCAAGGAAAUUAAGGAAGUAAUUAAUCUACUAAAGGAUAAUCAGGAAUUGGGGAUCCACAGUCUGUUUGAAAUCAAGGAACUGCAGAAGAACCAUUUCAGCAGUGUACUCAUACAGCACAACAACAAUGUGCUUAUCACUUGUUUCCGGGGCAUGUUGGGCGAGGAAGCCUUUCCCCGGCCCGUUGCCAUAGCCCCCAAUGUAACCAACGCGAUCAAGGAACCGCCAGCAGUUUUUUAACAUAACGAACAUGUAUUUCUCACUUGCAUAAAAUUACAGUGCUACUUUUACAAAACUA
This is a messenger RNA of Drosophila ananassae, 2274 nucleotides long. RefSeq names its product cap-specific mRNA (nucleoside-2'-O-)-methyltransferase 2 (gene aft). Gene Ontology annotation, cellular component: nucleus; cytoplasm. Gene Ontology annotation, molecular function: methyltransferase cap1 activity. Lineage: Eukaryota; Metazoa; Arthropoda; Insecta; Diptera; Drosophilidae. The record is from RefSeq and is a predicted model, not a curated record. The coding region runs from base 108 to 2216 and encodes 702 amino acids. The transcript is spliced from 3 exons. Gene Ontology annotation, biological process: 7-methylguanosine mRNA capping.